Molecule: messenger RNA, 2316 nt
Organism: Bombyx mori (domestic silkworm)
Lineage: Eukaryota; Metazoa; Arthropoda; Insecta; Lepidoptera; Bombycidae
Gene: BORCS5
Product: BLOC-1-related complex subunit 5
Exons: 7
Coding region: 325-1182 (285 amino acids)
Biological process (GO): lysosome localization; positive regulation of anterograde synaptic vesicle transport; organelle transport along microtubule
Cellular component (GO): BORC complex; synaptic vesicle membrane; cytoplasmic side of lysosomal membrane
Source: RefSeq, a predicted model, not a curated record
CAACAUGACAUUGACUGAUGUAUAACUUCAUAGUACGUUAUUUACUUGUUGAAAAUAUUCUCAAUGUUUUCACACUUAUUAAAUUUUUAACGUUAUUCAUUUGAAUCGUUAUUAAUAAUAUUAGUCAAUCAUUUGCAUAAUCAUUUGAACAUAUAUUUGAAUGUUAACUACCGCUGAAACCGUCGGCUAUUAGAAAGAGAUCUAAAUUUAGAUAUUGCAUUAGCAACAAAUAAUAGUUUUGAAAUACGCGAUAGUUGAAAUUCGACGACUGGUCGACCACUAGUAUAUAUGAAUAUAGAUAAAUAAGUAUUUACUGGGCACAUAAUGGGUUCAGAACAGUCAUCGGUACCACCUAAAAGGCAAACCCAAAGAGUGCCACUAGUACGGAGAGGCUAUACUAUUGCUGUCUCCAAUGUACAAGAAACAUCAAGGCAUGAUCAGCAGACGAGUGGAAACAAUUCACCAGGAGCAAGUGUUUGCUCCGACUCGGAACUGCCUUACAUAUCAUAUACUGUUGAUCGACCUAUAGGGGAUUCCCCGAAGGCAGCUUCGAAGAGCCAGAGGAUCACAGACAAGAAGUCGUUGCUGCAACGCCGCCAGUUGAGCCUGCAGGCGCGUAAGGCGAGACGCACACGGGACAUCGUCGUGGUCAAGCCAGCCACUGACGAACAGCUGGACGAGGAUAUAAGGAGAUUACAGGAAAUACCAACGUUUUUGCCGAUAAUGAGAGGUACCUUAGGAUUGCCCGGAGCUAGAGACACUGAAAUAUUAGAAGGUCUAGAUUAUAAGCCUUGGGUCCGAUUGACAACAAGGUUGCAGGCGCAUUUAGCGGCCUGUGCUCAUCCACUAGCAGCCGAAGAAGUCAGCCUGGCGUCCAAGAUCAAAGAAUCAGAUGCGGAAAUAGCUCGCUUGUACAGUCAGCUAGUCGACAGACAGAGGACCAACGCGAGGCACGCCGAGAGGCUCUCCCGUGUCCACGAGGUGGCUCAUCAGCUCUCCCGCUGCAAUUCCUUAUUGAAUCAGGUAAAGAAGAACAGACGUGAAUGUACAGGCAACCCGCCUAUAACACGGUAUUUUACAACACGGUUCCGCUCUAACACGAACAGAGAAAUUCCCCAAAGCCCGCUUAUAACUCGGUAUUACUACAACACGACAACGAGACUUUUGUUUGAAAUUAUUUAGAAAAUUACCAAGGCAUUAUGAGCACACAAUAUAAUAUUAUGCGAAUAACCGAAAAUUUACUGCUUAUUUUUUUAUGUAUAAUAGUUAAGAAAAUACAUACAGGCACAGUUGAGAUGUCUUAUUCAAAAAAAUUACUCUCCUUUUUGUAGUGGCUUCUAGUCUCAUAUAACGCGGUUUUGCACAACACGCGUCUUUGUAAGAACGUAUCUACCGUGUUAUAGGAGAGCCAGCUGUACUAAACUAAAAUAAUGUUUGUUGUGUAAAAAGUUUUUUGAAUUCACUCUUGUAAGUUCAUAUUGGAUCAGCUAUUUGAAGCUGUUCAUGGAAUUGGUCGCAACAAUUAAGAUUUAGACCUCAUGCCUCAAGCAGCAGUGGCGGUGUGAAUGUCGAGCUGUCUACGGGCCACAGCGCUUUCUUGUAAUCGACAGUGUCCAGUCGAAAAUAUUAUAAAAAAUAAUACCUUUCUUUUUUUGCAGACCAUACAAGACAUUGAAGAGUUAAAUUUAAUUUUACCCGAAGAUAAAAGGUUAGCUCCCUUUGUUUGGAACGAAGAGCAUUGAAACAUAAAAUAUCUUUCUUUUUACUGUUUGUUGUCUAGAAGAAAUGGCUAUUAACCGAUACUCAGACAAAAAACUAUAAUGAGAUUAAAUGGUUCUAGAGAUACAUAGGAACUCUCGUAUUGUGUCAAUGCUAUUUUAGUAUUAUAAAAUAUAAACGAAACUAGUCAUUGUUAUUGAAAUUAAAUCGCCUGUCAUAACGCGAAAUUAGCUUAUGAGUGCUCACGGAUGCUCAUGAAUGCUCAAUCGCUCACCGGACGCUCAUAUAUACAGCGUUACCGGAAUCGAUACAGUCGACUCGUGUGCUUAUUAAAUUCGAGUGUUCACGGGUGCUCACGUUAAAUGUAGUUCGAUGCGUCGAAGGUUGAGGGUUUCCGAGUGGGAUGCUUCCCUCUCGGUCUGUAAUGAUGCCACUGCGCAAAGCUUGAAGGUGCUUUAGGGGUCCUCGGAUGAUGACCAUAUCUCUCCUCAAAUGAGGGUGUUCCCGUGGCGGUCAAGUCCUGACUAAUGGCGCUCCGGCUGUAACAACGUGUAUUCCUAAGACUGUAACAUUAAAAAUAAAAUUGUACCCUCUGAA